Messenger RNA from Nerophis ophidion (straightnose pipefish), 1211 nucleotides. It is a transcript of the gene sgf29, whose product is annotated as SAGA complex associated factor 29. The record is from RefSeq and is a predicted model, not a curated record. Gene Ontology annotation, cellular component: SAGA complex. The transcript is spliced from 10 exons. NCBI's taxonomy places the organism in Eukaryota, Metazoa, Chordata, Actinopteri, Syngnathiformes, Syngnathidae. The coding region runs from base 154 to 1026 and encodes 290 amino acids.
AUAUCUGCCCGUCGUUGUUUGCCUCCAUGCUGCUUCCGGCCUCCAGGGGGCGACAAUGUGCGCUGCAGCAACGAGACGUAGAAGAAGAAGAAGAAGCUAAGCCGCUAGCAAGUAGAUUGUUUCAACACCUCCCUUCUUUCCCAGGUGGUGCUGAUGUCUGCAGACACAAAGAUUGCUGAGCUGCUCACUGAGCUCCAUCAGCUCAUCAAACAGACUCAGGAGGAGAGGUCUCGCAGUGAACACAAUCUGCUUAACAUCCAGAAGACACAUGAAAGGAUGCAGACAGAAAACAAAACGUCCCCGUACUACCGCACCAAGCUGAGAGGACUGUACACCACCGCCAAGGCGGAUGCAGAGGCCGAGUGCGGCAUCCUGCGCCGCUCUCUGGAUAAAAUUGCUGAGAUCAAGUCCUUGUUGGAGGAGCGAAGGAUCGCCGCCAAGAUGGCAGGCGUGUACAACGACAGCGACCCCCCCAGGAAGACCAUGAGGCGCGGCGUUCUGAUGACGCUCCUCCAGCAGUCGGCCAUGACGCUUCCUCUGUGGAUCGGCAAACCCGGCGAAAGCCCUCCCCCUCUGUGCGGGGCCACGCCCGCCAGCGGCGACUACGUGGCCAAGCAGGGCGACAAGGUGGCGGCCAGGGUCAAGGCCGUGGACGGAGACGAGCAAUGGAUCCUGGCCGAGGUGGUCAGCUACAGCCACGCCGCCAACAAGUACGAGGUGGAUGACAUCGAUGAAGAAGGCAAAGAGCGACACACACUGAGCCGGCGCCGCAUCAUCCCUCUGCCUCAGUGGAAGGCCAACCCUGAGACGGACCCUGAGGCUCUCUUCAACAAAGACCAGCUGGUGCUGGCCCUCUACCCACAGACCACCUGCUUCUACCGCGCACUCAUACACACACGCCCCUACCGGCCACAAGACGACUACUCGGUGCUGUUCGAGGACACGUCGUACGCUGACGGUUAUUCACCGCCCCUCAACGUGGCGCAGCGGUACGUGGUCGCCUGCAAGGAGAACAAGAAGAAGUGAUGUGUUGUGUGUGUGUGUGUGUGUGUGUGUGUGUGUGUGUGUGUGUGUGAGAGAGAGACUGUCCAAAGAUGUGGUUAGAGGUGAAGUGUAUCUCAUCCAUCCAUCCAUUUUCUACAGCUUGUCCCUUUGGGGGCGGCGGUGUUGUAUUUCAUACAAAAUAAUAAAUGUGAUUUUUCUCAUCUUAA